Desarmillaria tabescens is the source of this 351-nucleotide messenger RNA. RefSeq lists its product as uncharacterized. The transcript has a single exon. The annotation marks the transcript as partial. The record is from RefSeq and is a predicted model, not a curated record. Lineage: Eukaryota; Fungi; Basidiomycota; Agaricomycetes; Agaricales; Physalacriaceae.
AUUGAGGAUUUUCUACGUAGAUUCAAAGAAGAGGUUAAGUAUUGUGGUGAGCUGCUUCAGCAACAUUCUCAUCAGGACAUCUGUUUCAAGUAUGGCCAUCAGACAUGUCAGUUUUUGUUUCUGCACGAAUACAUCGGUCAUUCAUACUAUGACAAGGAGACUCAGUCUGUUAUUAUGGCGUGCAGGGAUGUUCUCAUAAAUUAUUUCAAUGACUUUAUUUUGGUUUUCUGUAGACACAAUCAUGACAUGAAGUGCAUUUUAUCUGGGAGAUCCUGUAAAGCUGCCAUGUUUUACAUAACUGACUAUAUUAUGAAGAUGAGUCUGAAGACGUAUGAGAUGCUGUCACUUAUG